GGGGGAGAUUGUGACGAGGGAAACAAUCCGCAGGAAAAGCGGGGGCUCUGGUGGGUGAGACUCUUGGCCGCGGUGUUUGCUUUCCCAGCAGGAGGGUGCGCUCGCCGGGAAACAAGAGCGCCUCUGACCAUGUGCAGAGCGCUUUCCUUUCCUCAGGGCUGAGCUUGUCCUCACUAGCGCCUCGAGCAGCUCCUCCUGAUCGCGUGAGGGGAAAGUUUCGAGUUUGCUGAAGGGUCCAGGCAAGCGCCGUCGUUUGGGCGAAGAAUCCACGGCUAAUCCGAGACUCCUCCGGGGUCGCCGCGGAGCAGAGGGUCGGUGAGGCGGCGUCCUCGUCCUUCGAGGGUCUGAAGCCUCCCGGGUGGCCUUUGGGGCCGAGAGUCUACUCCGGGCUGCCAGGGAGCCCCGCCCCCGCCAGCCUGGAAGGCAUCCUGGUCUGGUAGGGUGAACCUGGCACGCGAAGGUUUAAAUCAUCCUUAAAAACUGUAACGACAAGGCUCGUUAGUUGCUUUCUCUCUCUCUUUUCACAGAGGCUUAAGAAUCCAAGGGCAGCCGGACUUUUAAAUGCUCGCCUCUGGUCUCUUUGUAAUAUUAGUGUGCAUGGGUAAAUCACAUAAUGCGAGUCUAGGAAAAGCAAGUUUCCCUGUCGUUUUCUGUUCUUCUAAUAAUUAGUUUUUACAUAACUAGUUGACUCCCAAAUAAUUGUCAAAUAAGAAUGCAAAAUUACACUAGGCCAUUUCCUUGUUUACUUUCUCCACCUUUUCCCUUGCUUGUGCACACAUGAGUUGCUUCCAUGUCCUGCAAUAAAAGUGUUGCAUUUGAAGGGAAAUGUUCCUGUUUCAGGAAUAUUCUUUUAUCUUGUGCUGGUAAAUUUUGAGAGAAAAUCUUACAGACAAUGGCCAAUAUCCUAGAAAUUUCUUUCAGAUUAGAAUUUUUUAAUUUCUUACAAAUAUGUACUCCUCCCAUGACACAUCAUAAGCCACUUUUAAAAGAGCACUUGGUUUCAAAAGUUGCAUGGAAAUUUGGCAAUAAUUAAACAUUGCUGAAGUAACUGCUUUUGCGGUCCUUCAGUUCUGAUCUUUAUAUUUGGCAUUCUGUAAUUAAGAUAAACUCUUCAUGUCUUGCUUGUAAUCUUCUGGGACUACAUUUGCAUUCUUCAUUCUGUAGUUGGUUAGAUGUCUGGGUUGUAGCAAACCCACUCCUGACCUCCCCCCUCCCCAUUUUACAUGAGAUGCUUAUUUAAAGAGUUGCUAAGAAUGAGAGUAAACUAUUUCUUAAAUUCAAGUUCAGUUUGAAAGGUUGUCUGAAUGUCAAACCUUUUGUGCUUUACUGGUGGUGAUUAAAGGAGGAAUGAUGAAGUCAUCUUACCUACUUCACUGUCCUCUCAAAUAUCGCUACCAUAAAAUCUCUCUCAGCCUCCGUUCAGUGGUCUUCAAAUGCAGUGGACAAAAUUUUCAGACUUCAUUCCCAAGCAACAGUCAAAAUCUGUAGUUUCUGAAGAAGCCUGGACAAUCAGAGUUGCCAUGAUGCCUGCUGCAAUAAAAAGACCCGACGGCACACCAAUGUAUGAUCCUCACCUUCUUCAAGAACUGGAUUGGACCCAGAAUACUGUGACAUUUUCUCCUGCUAUUUCUCCUGAGGAUCCAGGUGAUGGUUUAGUUCUGAGACCUCUUUGCAGUGCUGACAUCAACAGAGGCUUUUUAAAAGUUCUAAGCCAACUGACUGAAACUGGCGUUGUUAGCCCUCAGCAGUUCCUUGAAAACUUCGAACACAUGCGGAGUUCUGGGGACUACUAUGUUACAGUUGUGGAAGAUACUAAUCUAGGAGAGAUUGUAGCUACUGCAACUUUAGUCAUAGAACAUAAGUUCACUCACUCAUGUGCAAAGAGGGGCAGAAUAGAAGAUGUUGUUGUAAGUGGAGAUUGCAGAGGAAAACAGCUUGGGAAACUAUUGAUGUCAACUCUUACAUUGUUAAGUAAGAGACUAAACUGCUACAAAAUUACUCUUGAGUGUCUUCCAAAAAAUGUAGCUUUCUAUAAAAAGUUUGGAUACUCAGUAUCUGAAGAAAACUACAUGUACCAAAGAUUCUUCAAUUAAAGAAGUUCCUGCUGUCAUCUCUUUUAAUCAACUGUUGGUGGAGGAGCUUGUACUACUGACUUCUCUUUACAGAAAGCAAAUUCCCUGCAAAUAAAUAAUGAAUACUAGAUAUGAGACUACACUGCAGACUUUGUUACCAAGGAAACCUAUUAUAAGAAGUUUCCUGUUCAGCCAGUACAUUGUUUUUGAUAGCUAGGACAUGAGCCAUCUUUGCAAGGUAAGGAUGGUUUAUAGCCCAAACUAAAUUUUAAUUUGAUUUUUUUUCUUGUCUUUUAUUUUUCUGUAUUGUGCUGCUUUUUAUUGGCAGCUAAACAGUGACUAGUAAGUUAGAACUGUUCUUGUAAUUUUUUGUCACAAGGAAAAAACUUGCAAUGUUUACCAUUUAUGUUGACCUUUAAUGCACUUCAAAAUGGAUAAUCCCCAAUAUAGAUGUGUAGUUUGGUUUUAUUGGUUCUGUUGCACUUGCAAUGGAGAGGAAUUAUUACAAGCGGGAUUCUGUGCUUGGGCUGAUACACCAAAAUACCUCAUAUUAGCCUUUUCCAACCUGGUGCCCUUUAGAUAUGUUGAACCAAAGGUCUUAUCAUCCCCAGUCAGUACUGCUUCCCAAACCAUUGAGAAGGCUGUCUUGAACCAUUUCACAAAUUGAAGCAAAACUUGGAUAUGCAAAAUUUAUCAAUUUUUUAAAAUAUACUUUAAGGUAUUUGUUACCUUUAUGGCUGCAAAAUGUAUGGUUUCACAGAAGUAUUUUGUGCUUGAAAUUUUAUUUGCAUCAUAUAUAAUUACCAUCUCAUAAUACACUCAGUAGAGCCUACAAAAUCCUGAUUUUUCUUUUCGCUUUCAUUUUUUAGAGGAAAUAAUUUAGCACUUUGUUUCAUUAUACGCUCGACGUGUUGGCUCAUCCACCCUAUAAAAGUAUUCAGGACCAUAUCCAAAGUGGGCCCUUUUUGACUAGAGUUUUUUAAAGAAAAUGUCUGAAGUAUAAGGCAUCCAUUUGCCCUUAAAACUCUUCUCAAAAAUGCAAAAUUCUUGCUGUACUAUGAGUGCUUCAAAAGGAAUGCAGGUAGGCCACAAGUGUGGCACUUUUUGCACCCCUGCAUAUUAUUGGAUGGUAACAAGAACAACUCCUCCUCCCCAUUCCCCUUUAAUCUUGAAGGGAAAAACUAUAUUGGGCAUUAUAAAGGAGAUUAUGUAGUGGUAAGAAAGUCUUUUAUAAUUAGCUUUAAAAAAAUUAUUGAAUCACAAAUAGCUACAGAAAGUUGAGAUAGGCAUUCCAUUUCAUAUUUUAAGGUACUCUAAUUUUGAAGGUAUUUGAAUCUUAUUUAUUCAAUGUUUUAAAAAUAUUGUAAAACCUAAAUAAAUGGAGUUUGUGAUUAUUUUGAUCUAUUGGUUUUCUUCUUGGUACCAGCUGCUUUAUACCUUAUAAUUUGGGAAAUAUUAAUAAAGUACAUCUGUUUUAAAUGAACAGCAUUGGAUAGAGAACAUUACAUUGCUUCUCAAAGCGAAAGGAGUAUAAUCUCUGGAGAAGGGUAAACACAAAUUGAAUUGCACACUUAAGCAUAGUUCAUUUUCUUACUGAAUGAUUCUCUUAAGAAAAUGGCUGAUUCAGUUUCACAUAUCAAGAGAGAAAAGGGUACAUAUGAUGAAUCUAUCUAAUCCCAUCUGCCAAGAGUAUCAAUUUAUUGGGAUGGUCUACAAGUGCUGUUUAAUUAAUCAGAUGCAUGUGGAUUUUCUGCAAAGUAUGUUAUUUACAGCUCUUCCAUGCUUUUCCAAAUUCUGCUUUUAUUGGAUGAAUAAGCACGUAGUCCAGCAAAGUGACUAUUCUGCCCCUACCCCAAUCCCAAGCAGAAUAAUCAAUGCUUCAAGUUCUGAUUAAAACAAAAUGUACCUUGUUUUUAGUUUUACUUUAAGGAUUUUUUUUCUACACAAACUCCUGAAACACUUUUACUGCACAGAUACAGCAUAGACAGAAAAGGGAAAGCAAUACUAGCCCUUUUUAAACUUCAAGCAGUGCAUCUAAAGAUUUCAGUUUGGGCUGAAUGGAUAUAGAAUAAUAUACGCUCCACUGACCUUCUUGAAGGUCAUAUGGGAUUAAAGAGUUAAGUUAGCAGACACUGGAAAUAAAAAAAAAAGCCACUGCUUUCAAUUCUAUUUGAAAAUACUGGUGAUUGCUUAAUUCAGUUCUGUACAACUUGGGAUCCAUCAAGAGAGCUUUGAGGGAUACUUCACUGGCAGCAAAGAAUAAUUACCCUGAGAUGAUAUUAGGGCUGAAAAACAGAAAAUGAAAUACUGGAAAACAGGAUAUAGAUAACUGAUUAUGUCCAGCUUGAAGGGUAAAUAACCAUAUAUCAAUAUUUGCCUGCUUGAACCUUUUUGUGGAUUCCCCCUAGAAAAACUGUCUUACAAUGGACUCUUGCCUUUCAGCAGGAAGCCAAGUGUAGACAAAAGAACAUUUUAUUUGGAAGAAAAUCUUAGGUUUUCUGUUGCAAUACAUCAGUGACACUGAUCUCUAUUGUAUUUAUUUUAUGAUAAUCACAGGAGUUCUAUUUUCUUCUGCCUGAAGCCUAAACUUGGAAAAUGAAAAAUACCACCCACAGUUAAUUUAAGUUCUUUUCUUUUUGUUUUUACUAAAGACUCUUCUUAUAAAUUACACAAAACGUUAUAAACAAAUCAUCUCCAAACUCAUGUUUUGCUUAAGUAAUAACUUUAUCAAUACAAAUAAAGAAAUUUCAAGUAUGAAAAGUGCAUUAUUGCAAUAAUACCUCUUUGCAAGUCCAAAACUUUUGGGUGAGGGUAAAACUAUAAAGUGUAAAAAAAACCCCCCCAAAAAACAGUAAAACAAUCAGUGCCUUCUAGUCAGUCAAGGAAUCCAAUACCUUAAAAAUGUUGCCUGGUAUGCUACUGAAGGAACAGGUUUGCAUAAGGAAGUUGGAAUCAUCUUCCAUUUUUAAUUUUUUUUCUGGUGGUUCAUCUUGCCAAGGUUAGAAGCUGCUAUAAAACUCCCAACAAUCAAGUCCAGUAUCUUCA
Molecule: messenger RNA, 5117 nt
Organism: Python bivittatus (Burmese python)
Lineage: Eukaryota; Metazoa; Chordata; Lepidosauria; Squamata; Pythonidae
Gene: GNPNAT1
Product: glucosamine-phosphate N-acetyltransferase 1
Molecular function (GO): glucosamine 6-phosphate N-acetyltransferase activity
Source: RefSeq, a predicted model, not a curated record